Molecule: messenger RNA, 1389 nt
Organism: Torulaspora globosa
Lineage: Eukaryota; Fungi; Ascomycota; Saccharomycetes; Saccharomycetales; Saccharomycetaceae
Gene: MCH1
Product: Mch1p
Exons: 1
Coding region: 1-1389 (462 amino acids)
Biological process (GO): transmembrane transport
Cellular component (GO): membrane
Molecular function (GO): transmembrane transporter activity
Source: RefSeq, a predicted model, not a curated record
AUGGCGCUGUCAAGACUGGAGAGAUGGCUUUCGUACUACGUCCGCGCUCUGCUGCCGCAUGUGCUUUCUAAGGAGUCGUCGUACCGGAUGGCGUAUGUGUUUUCGCUGGUGAGUGCGAUGUGCUCAGGGUUUGUCACGCUGGUGGCUCUGUAUUCUAAACCGUGGCACGGCCAGCUGCACUACUCGUCGUGGCAGGUGAAUCUGAUCGUCAGUGCGGCGAAUCUGGGCAUGUAUCUGACGCCUCCGAUCCUCGGAGUGGUCGCCGAUGACCACGGCCCGAUAGCGUUGAGUACGCUCGCAAUAGGUGGGUUUAUACCGAGCUAUGCGUGUGCUGGCUAUCUGUUCAAUCAUCCGGAGUCGUCCAGCUGGCUCGCGUUUCGAGUGACCCUGGUAGCGUUCCUCUUUAUCGGCAUCUCGACGAGCGCACUGUACUUCAGUGCACUUCUGACCUGCGCAAAGCUGUAUCCGGAGAGGAAGCUGCUCUCGAUCAGCUUGCCGACCACCUGCUACGGCAUCUCGUCGGUGAUCGGGUCGCAGCUGCUGCGGAUGCCGUUUUUCUGGUCCAAGGCCAACCUGGACCUCGGCCGCGUGUUCAGCGUCUUCGCCUGGCUCUACGCUGCGGUCGGCCUGCUGGCAUGGGUCGCCACCGGGACUGUGUCGCUGCUGCACCAUUCCGAACCGCACGACGAGGCCGCUGAGCAGGAGCCACUGCUUCCUGUGCCAGCGGAGGAGCGCGCCCGACAGAAGGACUUCUUCAAGGACCAUAUCGCGUAUCUACUCGCGUUCUCCAUGCUGCUCGCGCUCGGGCCGCUGGAGAUGUUUGUCGCCGACAUGGGCUCCCUGGGCAGUCUAAUCGUUGGCAACUCGGCGAUCUUGUCGAACCAGCUGCUAUCCGUCUACGCCGUCAGCUCCACUGUGACACGAUUGCUCACCGGGCUGGCGACCGACGUCUUCGCAGCCAAGAAAAUCUCGCCCAAAUGGAUCCUAAUAUUCCACCUACUCCUCGCCAUGGCCUCCCAGGUGCUCGUUCUACUCAUCACUUCGACCGCGAUCGCCCCAGCCGAAUGGCAAGUCCUGUCGAUGGGAUCCAUGAUGGGCGCCGCCUACGGCGGCCUCUACACGAUCUACCCGACUGUAGUGCUGAUAGCAUGGGGCGACAAGCUCUUCGGCACCGCCUACGGAAGCAUGAUGGUCGCGCCGGCCAUCGGCGCGGCCAUCUCAUGCUUGAGCUACGCCAAGGUUUACGACGCUCUUUGCACAGAUUCAAGCAAAAAGAGCAGCGCUUGCAUCGCGCCGGUCUACAAAGUGACUGCCACACAGCUGGCGUGCUCCCUGGCGGUCACACUGGUGGCAUUCAGGGCCUGGAAACGCAGAAAUGUGCCACUAUGA